CCCCCGAACCCUGGGCUCCCGUGGAGUACUCAGUAAAUGGUUUCACUGCCCUCUCUAGUCACUUUAGAAGCCCGGAAAUUCGUGGAGAGGGAAGUCUAGGACCAGACCGGAUCCAGGGACCUAUAGAGGCAGUGAAUUCCGACCUCUUCGCACGCCUGGCUCCGCCCACAGUGAGUUUAAGCACGCCCUACGGUGGAGACAGGCGUGUCCAAGACAGUGCGUCUUCCUGUGAGCGUGCGCGCCCCCGAGUGCGCGUGUCUUUGGCGCGGGCUCCCAUGGUCUCGGCGGCCAGCGAUCGGCUUUGAAGAGCUGGAACUGCGGACAGCAAAAGAGGCGUGAUCAGGGGUUCUUAUUGGUGUGGGCCACACCCUCUCAUUUGUCACCAGACCCCGCCUUCAGCAGUCAGGGACUCCAGCCUCACCCUGAAUUCAUUCAUUCUGCGACUAGUGAGUGCGUGGGACUUGAGGGUGAAUCAGACCCUCAAGUUCAGGGCACUGUGGGGAAAUAUGGAUCUAGCCUCCAACCAUGACAGCCUAGGGCUGUCAAGAAGCCAUCAAGACCCCGGGACCCUUUACACAUCCGGAAGGCUUCCCAGAGAAAGUGAGGCCUAAAUCGAGCCCUGAAAAAUGGUUAAGAGGUUGCUCCAGGGACACAUUGGCAAAAGAAUUCUUGGCAGAAGAAGCUGAGACGUGAAAGAAACAGGUGAAUUCUGGUAAUUACGAGGAGACUAUUUGCAUAAGCCUGGUGAAGGAGCAGACACUGGGGAGGGUGGAGAAUUUCUUGGGUUCCUGGCAGCAGACUCUGGACUCAACAAGGAUAACAUGGGACAGGGGCUUUCUCCUCUGACCACAUCCACUCAUGCUGGUCUCUGCAUGCCGUUCUGUGUCCCUAGAGGUCAACAGUCUGGGAAGUUGUCACGACAGAACUGGAUGUGACCCUCAGGAGAGAAUGGUACUGGACUCGGGGACCCAGGUGUAUGAGCAGGCACCCCCCAGCCCACCUGCCAGUUCCCCAUCUCAGCACCAUAAGCUGAAGCCCUCAAACCGAAAUGGGCCACCCCUGUAUCCCUGGCCUCAGUCCCUGGCUAUGCCCUUGGCUUUGGCAGUUCCCUCAGCACUGCAGCACCAGACUAUGUGGCAGACCUUCUCAAAGCUGCACUUGGAACAGCGUAGCCACAUGAAGCGCAGCGAGAGCACCUACAGUGUAAAUAGUACUGGCCGGCGGGGGCGUGGCAAAGCCCCACUUGGACGGGGAUGUGAUCCAGGUGGAGGGACCCUACGGCCUGCAGCCUCCUUACCUCACAUUGCUAAGAUUCGAAAGGAUGUAGUCAGUGGUAGCAACAAGAGCCCCUGUAUGUUGGUGGCCCUGCGGCCAACUAACAUGGACCAGGAACGGGAAAAGUUCUUCCAGUCUCAUUAUGCCUACAAUCCACAGUUCGAGUAUCAGGAACCAAUGCCAAUGAGUGUGCUGGAGAAGUACCAGGAGGCCUCUGGGCAGUUCAUGCAUCAGGCAGUUGGCAUCAUUAAGGCUGUCCUGGAGAAGUUUGGCACUUAUGAAAACUUUGAGGCUGCCACAGGGGGUCAGCUGCUGACCAAGUGCCAAAUUUGGUCCAUUGUGCGCAGAUACAUGCAGAAGGAGGGCUGUGUUGGGGAGGUUGUUGUACAACUGAGUGAAGAUCUGCUGUCCCAGGCAGUGAUGAUGGUGGAGAACAGCCGACCCACAUUGGCCAUCAACUUGACCGGAGCCCGCCAGUACUGGUUGGAGGGCAUGCUUCGGCACGAGAUAGGCACCCACUACCUGCGUGGUGUGAAUAAUUCGCGACAACCAUGGCACAGUACUGAAGGCAGACAGCAAUACGGCCUUCGGCCAGCCAAUCCCACUGAGGAGGGCCUGGCCAGCCUGCAUAGUGUGCUGUUUCGAAAGCAACCGUUCCUGUGGCGUGCCGCCCUGCUCUACUAUACCAUCCACCAGGCGGCGCACAUGUCCUUCCGCCAGCUCUUCCAGGAUCUGGAGCAAUACGUGCAAGAUGAGGAUGUACGCUGGGAGUACUGCGUCCGUGCCAAGCGAGGACAGACGGAUACCUCACUGCCAGGCUGCUUCAGCAAGGACCAGGUGUACCUGGAUGGCAUUUUGCGCAUCCUGCGGCACCGUCAGACCAUCGAUUUCCAGCUGCUGACCUCGCUGGGCAAGGUCUCCUAUGAAGAUGUGGAACAACUGCGACCCCAUGGGGUACUAGAUAAAACCAGAGUGCCCCACUUCAUGAAGGACUUGGAUCGUUACCGGCAGCAGCUGGAACACAUCAUGACUACCAACCGGCUAGAUGAAGCGGAGCUGGGCCGCCUGCUGCCUGACUGAUAUUGGCUAAGGGUUAUAGACAGAAGCUCUUGCAGAGGUCUCAGAUCAGAAUACGAAGUUCUUUAUGGUUCCAUAGCCUAGGUGUUUCUUGGGGGCAUUUGGGAGGACAGGAGCAUCUUGGGAAGAUGAGAAGCAACAUCAGAAGGUUUUUGUCCUUGCUAACCUUCCUGGGGCCUGUGAACUAGCCGCAGCAUGUCACAUAAACUCCUGAACAGAGGAGGGGGGGGGAUAGGAUGGGAGCUGAGUGUGAAUAGAAAUGUGGGUUGGUUUGGGAAUAGAAAAUUGUUCCUGCAUGAGAUGGCUCUGGGUGUCUGGUACCACUCUUUCAUUCCCCCAACCAAACCUGGUCUAUUGGUGCUCCUUCAACAUUCUUACUGUCUACCUCUCACUGGGGCCGGUGGGGGUGGGGAUCCUCUCUGAGGUGACUUGCCUGAGCAUAGGGUUCUGUCUGUCACUGAAGGACCCAGCUGGGCUGGGCUUUGCCGUUCAGCAUUUUGUCUGUCUCACCGGUCAUACAUUGUUCCACAAUUGCCUCCAUGUGUUAUUCCAUGCCUCCAGGUGGGGCUGGGAAGCAGCAGCUCCUUGUGCAGGGGCAAGACACUUUGGAAAGUACCAUUUGUUCCUAGACCCCUUUCUGACCACACACACAGACCCACUGAACUUCAGGUCUUAUGAGUCCAGCACCUGGCCCCACCCACAGUCCCCACACUAGACUUGGUUGUGCCUGUCUUUGACCACAGCCUCAUAGCUGGUCUCUGGCAGUGGUCAGUACAGGCGAGGAGCGACCACAAUCAAACCUGCAGGGCAGGCCCCGAGGGUUUGUUAUCUUCCAUUCAGGCCAGAAGUACAGACCCUGGUAAGGCUUUCAUUUUCACUUCAGAUUCAGCCCUGAGAGAUUGGGACAGUAUGCUUUUUACUUAACCCUGGCUUUUUAUUUAAUUUUUCCAUCUGUGAAAGCUUGGAAACACAGCUGGGAAGUUUUUAUUCAUUUGCUUAGUAGAUAAUGUACAGAGCUCCUUGUGUAUGUCUGUGACUGGUUAGACCCCACACCCCACACGGAGCUCCCAGUUCAGAGGAAGGCCAGACAAUUAAAGAGCAGUUACAAUGA
Rattus norvegicus (Norway rat) is the source of this 3463-nucleotide messenger RNA. RefSeq names its product microtubule associated tyrosine carboxypeptidase 1 (gene Matcap1). Gene Ontology annotation, biological process: brain development. Gene Ontology annotation, cellular component: microtubule; cytoskeleton. NCBI's taxonomy places the organism in Eukaryota, Metazoa, Chordata, Mammalia, Rodentia, Muridae. Gene Ontology annotation, molecular function: metallocarboxypeptidase activity; tubulin-tyrosine carboxypeptidase activity. The record is from RefSeq and is a predicted model, not a curated record.